AUGGACGCGGGCCUCGUCUUGAUUGCGGAAAGUGAAUUGGCGCACGAGGUCACGCCGGAAUACCUGGCCGAGGACUCUGGCAACACCCUAAUUGGUAUUUCGAUUGCCUUCGCCAUACUCACCACACUAUUUCUCGGUCUGCGAUUGUAUGCGAAGCAAUUUACAGCUGGCGGCUAUGGCGUUGACGACUACUUCCUGGUGGCCGCUUACGUCGUUGACUUGGGCAUGUGUGCCGUAGGCAUAGUUAUGGUUCGAGUUGGCGGCGUCGGGCGUCAUGUCGAAUUUGUCGAAGAGUUUCAUCCAGCUCUGCUGGUUGGCUGGGCCAAGUGCAUCCUGGCCUUUGAGAUUAUCUAUUUCGCAUCCGUGGCACUGCCGAAGAUGGGCAUUGUCUUUCUGUACCUGCGUGUAUUCAACUGGAAAGGUCCGAUGAGGGCCUUCGCCUACGUCCUUCUGGGUGUCUUGGCCGCGACGAGCAUCUCCUUCAUCAUCACGGCGUGCUUCCAAUGCAUACCCAUUGCGUUCUGGUGGGAUCGAACCAUUCCUGGAGGCAAGUGCGUGGACGUACAGGCCUUCUUUCAUGCGCAGAGUAUCCCAGGUUUCGUGCUGGACUUUUUCAUCAUGGCCCUGCCCAUCAAGACUAUAUGGGGAUUGAAGCUGCCUACUCACAAGAGGAUCGCGCUCUUGGGAAUCUUCAUGGUCGGCAGUUUUGGAGUUGUUGCGUCCAUCAUCCGAGCGGUAACCUUCUUUGGCACGGCAGCUUUUACAGACCGUACAUGGGCAUCUGUCGCUCUCGUCGGCUGGAGCAUCGUCGAAACGGGAACGUACAUCAUCGCUGCCUGUCUCCCUCACCUUAAGCCCAUGAUAUCGCACUACACGCCGCCGUGGCUCAAGUCCAUGGUCCGCAAGACGAUAUCACAAGCUAGCAACUCCAUGUCUAAAGCCAACGCCUCCAAACACUCACAUUCCCGCCGAAACGACGACGACGAGGUGGAACUCACAGCCCGAUCCAAGAAACAAAUGGUCGAUACGGAGAGCAUGGCCGGGGACGAAGAGCGUGGAUAUGGUAUGCGGUCUCCUGCAAGCACAACAAUCGAGAUCCGCAAGUCGGACGAUAUGCCGACAGGAGAUUGGGCCCAAGAGGGACAGAUACGCGUCACGACGGAGGUGAAGCUAGAAAGAGUGCGAACAUCGGCGUUUUUAAGAGACUAA
Colletotrichum truncatum is the source of this 1209-nucleotide messenger RNA. RefSeq lists its product as uncharacterized. Lineage: Eukaryota; Fungi; Ascomycota; Sordariomycetes; Glomerellales; Glomerellaceae. The record is from RefSeq and is a predicted model, not a curated record.